Messenger RNA from Apiotrichum porosum, 5622 nucleotides. RefSeq lists its product as uncharacterized. The coding region runs from base 1 to 5622 and encodes 1873 amino acids. The transcript is spliced from 5 exons. The record is from RefSeq and is a predicted model, not a curated record. NCBI's taxonomy places the organism in Eukaryota, Fungi, Basidiomycota, Tremellomycetes, Trichosporonales, Trichosporonaceae.
AUGGACAAGUUGUUCCGGAAACGCACCACGUCCAACGCCCGCAGCGACAGCAGCAGCCAGCCGCGCGAACACCGUUUCCGCAAGGACAAGGUCGCCGCCCUGCCCAAGCGCGCCGCCGCCCCGCUCCCACGUCUGCCGCCAAGCCUCGACAUUGACAUCCGCAACUCACUCAUUCUGCCCAGCCUGACGCAACGCUUCUCCGUGCUCCUCCCUGGCCUCACAGCAGCGCCGGACCAGACUGUUCGCUCGUUGUUAGCACAGCAGCGUGGCCGUAACGACGGUCCCAGUCUCACGCUCGAAGAGGAAGAGCUCCUCAUUGCAGAGCUCAGGGGCGACGCGCCGAGCGUCAUGAGUGGAAUCUCAGAAUGGGACGGAAACCCGCCGCCGCUUGAUGGCGACUGGGGGUAUGGGAACGCUCCUCGCACCGGCAGCCUCGCGGGAUCCAUGUCGUCCCCAUCUGUGCGCUCACGGUCGGGUUCAGACCUGGCUACAUUGUCCACAUCUGCCCGCGGGUCGGCGACCCAGCUGUCGCCGUCUGGAUCAUUCACACCACUUGCCCCAGUCAAGUCGCCAUCGUACUCUACUUUUGGUGGCGAGCGCAUUGGUCCCCGCUCCUAUGGCUUCUCCAGCAGUGCUGGGUUCCGUGACAACAACUACCUCCGCAAGGUCACCAAGACGGCUGGCAAGCCGGCCGAAGGUGUCGCCGACACGCCAACGCCUCACCACCCUAGCCCACCCCGCCGGAAACCCUUACCCGACAUGUACCCACCGAUGCCUACGCUCACGGACCGCGAAGCAUCAUCGAGCAGCCCAUCGAGCUCAUCAGACCGUACGGCGUUGCCAUCUGCGCAUGUAUCAACAGCGUCCAUCGGCGGCAGAAGCGUCACGUCGCCAGUCACCUCCACUCCGCAGUCGCUGGUGGAUGAGGUGCUCAUCCAGCGUCCACAAAAGACAACGCCGCUGGAUGCACGCGGACCACAUCCCAGACAGCGGCUGCAUCAGCUGCAGCAGCCGCAGCAACGACAGUCCUUGAUGAUGGGCCUGAGCCCAGCACAGGCGCAGCGCAUUUCAAUGGCAUUGUUAGAGCUUGAAAGCCACCUGGUGUCUGCGGUGGAGGUGCCGGAAGAACCCUCGCGUGGCGCGGAACAAGGUUCAUACGUGGUUCUAAAUGACCAGGAAGAGAUUCUGGACGGUGAUGGAGGGGACCCUAUUGUCCUUGACCGCGUUCCAUCCAUCACAUCAACAUCAGCGUCCUCGUCCGUCUUCCCAUUUACCGUCUCGCCAACUUCAAGUGCACACGGCGGCUCGGCAAGCGUUGCACCCUCCACCGCAGCCCCCCCUACCCCCGUCUCCAAACCCCCAUCCCUCCCCUCCUCUCCGCGCACACUCAACUUGCAAGCCAUGCAGUCGUCUGCGGGCCAGUCGCCAACACUCCCAUCGGCGUCGUUCCCGGCUGUGCCCGCAGGCAUGCAGUCCCCCUCCCCUUCCCCAGCCGCCUCCGCGCCAGAAGGCGCCGACAUGUACCGCGCCGACGACUCCACCCGCGUCUCAUCGGCGACCACCAGCCUCAGCGAGACCGACUACCAAGUCCCUGCGCCCGCAUUGAAGCCGUUCCGUCCCCAGCCCGUGCGGCACACCCCAUCACCAGCGUUUGGCGUCACGAGCGGCUACGUGCCCGGCCAGCCCCGUCCAGUGGGCUCGCGUCACGGUGGACACGGCUCGUUUUCGUCCAAGAGCUCAACACCACCCUUUGGCUCGCCAUUGUCCCCCAGCGCGAUGAACGGCAUCGGCCAACUGCCGACGCGCGCCCCCUUCCCCAGCGCGCCCACUGGCCAGCGUCGCAGUGGAUACAGUGCGCUGCAAGGCGGUGUGCAGCUUGCACGAUCUCAUUCUGCGACUCAGGGUUCCAACGCAGGAUCGCGAUCCAACACGCCGACGCAGAGCAGCAAGGUCGGCCAUGUUCCAGCCCCUGGCGUCCUCGCUGCCCGCCAUCAGGCCAGCCACAGCAUUGGCGAGUUUAACUCCUGGCGCUCGGGAUCGUCGCUCGGCGUGCAUUCACCAACCAAGGCGGUUAUUAUCGAGGACGAGCAGGCCGAGAGAUCGGCGUCGAGUGACAGCUCCCGUCCACCACACACCGAGAUCACGUCAAACCUGUACAGCCACGGGUCGAUUGGACGCACCUCAGAGGCGAUUGGCUUGUUCCCUAUGAAGGAUCCAUCGGCACAGCCACUAGCUCCACUCCAGCGCGUCAGGACACACGAGUCGACGAGCUCGACGUUUAGCAUGCCCGGCAUGGACGACAGCGCCCUCUGGGACAGUAUGUUCCGCGACCGCCCGUUCGACCAUGCCGCGGUCAUUACCCCCAACGACGACCAGGACCGCGCGGACCUCGACCUGCUGCGCUCGAUGAGCGGAAUGGGCAAGGACGAGCUCAUGGCCAUCCAGGGCCGUCUGGUGGAGAACGCAAAGUCGGAGCGUGACAGGCUACGCAGUGAACGCGACGAGGAUGUCACUCCUUCCCCCCAGCCAUCACAGCCGCCAUUGUCUGCGUCCGAGACACAUGUGCCGGUCCAAAAAUCGUCAGCGGCAGCCUCAGCAGCUAGCCUCCCUGCAACACUGUCAAAGAGUCCAGCUUGGCCCAUGCCGCCAACGUCUGGUCCUGCUGUGCGCCCCGCUGUGCGCCCCGCUGAGCCCGCGCCACCCGCUCGCCUUGAUAACGGUGUGACGGCCCCGUCCCCAGGUCCUCCAACUUCCCCAUCCCAGUUCCCCACACAGCAUGUGCCCCGGUCCGAGCUCCCAAGAGGCCCUCCUCCUAUGCGCCCCCAACCCCCUCCAGCCAACAUCUCCCCUGUGCCCGUGUCGGCUGCCUCCAUGUCGCCAACGGUCGUGACGCCUUCGUCUCUCCCGCCGUGGGCUGCUGGUAUAGCAUCGCCGACCGGUGUUGCGUCGCCUGCAGCGGCGUCACCCACUGGUAACACGAACGGCCAAAGUGGACACGACCGAUCGGCUUCUGGAGGUAAGACGUGGCUCGACGAUGACCCCGACGCGCGUCGUGACAUUGAGGAACGUAUCCAGCUGGCCAACAGCUCGCUGUUCCGCGCGCCAUCCCGCUCUGCACACAAGCGUAGCUUGUCCAAAAAGCAAAUCUCAUCCCCCACACUCGUGUCGUAUUCCGCAAAGGUGCCUACAACGCCCAUCGCGUCGAUCCCAGGUGUUGGGGACCAGGGUUCUCUGGGCAAAAAGGCGGGCGAGAAGGGAUCGUCGGGCCACAAGCUCAGUGGACGCUGGCGGAAGCUCGGGUUCAAGAGACCGAGCAUUUCGGGUGCAGAGGUCACGCCGUUCAUGCCGCCCAUGCCCCCAGCAACUGCGCCUCUCUCUGGACCCCUUGCGACGACCCCAAGGCAGCAGCAGCAGCAGACCGCUCAGCCCACGCCACCUGCUUCACUGUCGCGCAAGCCCGAGGGUACCGACCUGCACGGUUUCCGUUUCCCCCAUGCACCUGACGGAGUUCCGGGCUCCCAAAAUGGCGGCGCCGACAUGCCUGCUCCCAACGGCGUCGUUCCAAGGGGGACCCAGAAUACUCCCCAUCACGACGCUCCCAACGGACGUGCCGUGCCCACUCAUGCUUCGCCUGUGCUUGCCUCGCAACCCCAGUCUCGUACCCCGCCUCAGCACCUGUCAGCGCUCCCCUCGCAGUCGCCUCCGGUUGCGCUCACCCGUGGUUCGCCUGGUGGGGAUGCCCGUACCGCGCCUACCGCCGAGGUUCGCCCCGCGUCGCCCAAAGGCCAGCGCUCCAAGCCCCUCACUGGCGCGGCGCUGCAGGCGAUUACCAACCCGAAUCUGGACAAGGUUGUUUCGCGGCGCACGCACGGCACGACACCUUCGGACGCGUCGAUCGACAAGUUUAUCCAGGCCGGUCGCGAGGUUGGCUUUGACGACGAGCGUCUCAACGAGAUCCUGGCGUCCAACGGUGUCCGCCACUCGGACGCGAGCAGCUCGCUUUCUCGCCUGUCGUCGGCGCCCUUGUCGUUUACUGGGGCACGCUCCUCACCGAAGGCGGCACCGAGGCUCACGCUGGGCUGGGGCCACGGUGACAUUGACGCGAGCCAGUUCGUCAUUUCCCAGUUCGACAGCCCGCCGCCUACCCAGCCGUUCUUUGACAAGAGCCAGUUGGACCAGGUGGCAUCAUCGUUCGACCGUCCUCUGUCAGACCGUCCCCUGUCAGAGCGUUCGAUCAGCGGUCGCCUCCACCCUCCCGCUCGCAUCCCGUCGACAGUGGACGAGAGCCCUCGCAUCACGGAGCGUGCGCUCUCGGAGCCCCGUGCAUCCAGCGACAUUGACCCCAGCAUCUUGCGCCGCACAAUCGUCAUGGUCGACGAAGCUGCUACUCCUGGUGCUCCCCUCAGUCCCCAAGUGUCGCGAACGGGCGGCAACGGCGGUGGCGGUGGCGGCCGCAAGCUCCCUCCCUCACCCCUUCAGCUCGCCGACAAUGACGCCGUCCCGACCACGCCCGUUUCGCCCACUACAGCUCUCAACGGCACCUCCAACGGCAAGGCGGCGCCGUUCCAGCGCGGCAACUCGAUCCGUCGCAAGCCCGUGCCGCUUGCCAACAUUGACAAGCAGCCGGUGGAGCCCAACCCGCGUCCUGGACUGCACAUCCGCACCGAGUCCAACACGUCGGACGCAAUGUCCUCGCUGGUCUCGCCCUCACCUCACUAUGACGGUUCGCACUAUUAUGGCAACAGUGAGCCUGCGAGCGCCACAUCAAGUGGAUUCCCACAUUCGACUUCUUCCUUCCUCGACUAUUACAACGGCGACUCUCCGGUCUCUGAGACGUUUGAUCGCGGAUCGCAGUUUGGCUCUCAGCAGUUCAACCGUGGAUCCCAGGGUCUCGAGAUUACCGAGUACGCCGACGGGCGCGUUGUGUGGAACAUUGUGAAUGCCCUGCGCAGUGAUGCCGGCCACGGAUCAACGUCCGAGGACCACACCAACAACCAGCAGGAGCUUCAGCGCGGCUCGGUGCUGUCUACCCAGAGCCAAACGAGUAACUACACUGGAUCACAGCGCGAGAGCCAGCCGCCUGAGCGUCUGAGCGAAGUUGCAGAGGGUGGACUACCUGCGAAUGGACCAUGGCGCGUGGGUCCUACUGCUGGACUGUCCUUUAUGCGCCGCCCGGAGACAAAGGUCUACUACACCUCAUCGGCGGACGUGGCCGACCUCAUUGACCAGCUGUCUGGCGAUGCAACGGGCGGCGCCACGCGUGGCCGUAUCGACAUUCGUCCCACACAGAUGGGUGUGCCGCAGUACGGUGCGCUUGGCUUCGGUCCUGGCCAGUUUGACGACGCCGACCUCGCACCUGGCGCCGCCCAAGACUUGUCCACAUCGACCGCGACCUUGUCCCCACUCAAGCAACGCCGCCUGCGUCCGGACCUCGAGCAAAACUUUACUGCCCAGGACGUCCAGUCGCCCUCGGCACAGAGUUUCGGCAGUGACCUGUCGGGAGGUGGGAGUGCAAGUGUGGGCCAUGGCGGUAUGGAGCGCAGUGUAGAGGACCGGUUGCAGGCGCUCAUGGACCGGCUGAGGGCCGCGCCGGGAGGAGUGUCGGGAGUGGUUGUGGAAUAG